AUGUCAUUUGUAGCAUCACAAUCAGAAAAACAACAAUUGUGUUUUCCAGAAAUUAACACAUUAUCUUCAAGUUCAUCUAAUUCCGAAAAUUUGCAACAAAAAAAGAUUUUAAAAAAAAAAAACUGUAAAGAAAAAUCUAAAAAACAAAGAGAAAAUUCUAACUUAUCUCUAAAAAAAUGUGAUGAAAAUUUGAAAAAAAAUUCUAAGGGUACUAAAUUAUUUGAUAGAUUAACAGAAAUAAAUCAUUUUGUAAAAGAAGAUAUAUCUAAUAAUGGUACAGAAUCACAUAAAAAAGAUACUAAGUCAGUUGAAAUUUUGGGUAACCAAAGUAUAAUAGAUGAUUCAGUUUAUAAUUUUAUAUUUACAAGAAAUUUUUUUAAAUUAGCAUCUUCUGUUGGGAUAAUGUUAGGACUUGGAAAUAUUUGGAGAUUUCCAAUGGUAGUUUAUGAAAAUGGUGGUGGAACAUUCAUUGUUGUUUAUCUUAUAUUAUGUGUAAUAAUUGGUUUUCCUGCUGCUUAUAUGGAAGGUAUUCUUGGACAAUUUUCAAAAUCACCACCAUCAUUUGCUUUUAAUAAAAUUGUUCCAAUAAUGAAAGGAUUAGGAUGGACUGGUGUAAUGAUUAAUAUGCUUAUGACAGCAAUAUAUGGAGUAAUUUUAUCAUGGAUAACAGUUUAUUGUGGCAUUUCUUUAAUAUCUAAACAUCGAUUUAUAUUUUCGUGUAAAAAUAGUCACAAUACAAAAAAUUGUUUUUCAAUAUAUGACAAUAAAGAUUGUUUUAAUAAUCUACAUUCAGAAUUAAAAAUUAACUUAGAAUAUAAUAAUACAUAUUUUCUUCCAAAUGGUUAUCAGGGUGGUACAUGUGUUUUUUCAAAAAUUGAUGAUCAAAUUACCGAUGUAGUGAGGCUUCAUUAUACUAAUGAAAGUUAUCAAUCAGCAGCAAAAGAAUUUUUUGAAAGAUUACUUCUUGAUAAAACAGAUAACGUUAAUAAAGUUGGAGAUUUAAAUGGAACAUUAGUUACAACUUUAGCAAUAAUUUUAGCAUUUACUUGUUCAAUUAUUGUAUUAAACAGUAACAAAUAUAAGUACUUUAGCAAUGCUGUAUCUGUUGCUUCAUCUUUUGCUACAUUUUUAUUUAUGACACAAACACUUACAAUGAGUGGAUCACAAAUUGCUUUAAGUCAAUAUUUUUUCAAUUUUAAUUAUAUAGAUUUUCUAUCAGCAAAAACAUGGGUUAAUGCUGCUGCUCAACUUUGUUAUUCAUUAAGUAUUGCUGAAGGAUCAUAUAUUAAUUUAACAUCAAAAAAUAAAAAAAAAAGUAAUAUUUUUAAGGAAACAAUUGUUAUAAUGAUUUGUGAUAUUGCAAUGUCUUUGACAUGUACUUUAGCUGUUUUUUCAGUAACAGGACAUUUAGCUUACAAAUAUAAACUUACUAAUAUCAGAGAUUUAGUAGAUUAUGGAGCUAUGCUUUUAUUUGUAGCAAUACCAGAAGGUGUAUCUGAAAAUUUUGCUGGAAAUGUUUAUAUGCUUAUAUUCUUUUCUUUUACAUUUGUACUUGUUCAAUCAUCAUUGGCAUAUUACAUAGAAUCAAAUGUUUGUUGUUUUAUGGAUCAAUUUAAAAUGGACAUAUCUAGAAGAUCUUCAAUUAUUAAAUUAAUUGUUAUUGCUUUAUUUAUACUUUCACUACCUAUGACUUUUGGAAAUGGUAUUUAUUGGAUUGUAGCUUUUGAUGAUGCUACAACUACUUCAUUACCAAUUUUAGCAUUAAUUGAAAUUGGGGCAAUAUCAUAUUUUUAUGGUAUUGAUAGAUGGAUGCUUGAUAUUAAAACAGUUUUUAAAAAUGAAGGAGUAAAUCAUUCUAAAAUUUAUGGAUCAUCAGGUGCAAUAAUCCGUUAUUUAUGGAAAUAUAUAACACCAAUGUCUUUGUUUUUUGUUUGUAUAGGAGCAAUUUACAAAAUAAUUAAUGGUCCAUUUAAAAUUGGAGAAUAUGAAAUGCCAAAUCAUGUAGCAAUUAUUGGUUGGAUAGUAGGUCUUACACCUUUUUCUUUUACAUUUGGAUUUGCUUUUUUUAUACUAUUAAAAUCUAUAGUUACUAAAAAUAAAAUUCCUAAAUUAGUAGAUGUCAAACCAGAUUGGCCUACUUAUAAUGAAGAUUAUCAAUCUAAAACAAAAUAUGAAAUUAAUAUCCAAAGAAGAAACUUAGAUGAUAUAAAUUGA
Strongyloides ratti is the source of this 2214-nucleotide messenger RNA. Its product is annotated as Sodium-dependent dopamine transporter. Gene Ontology annotation, molecular function: L-amino acid transmembrane transporter activity. Lineage: Eukaryota; Metazoa; Nematoda; Chromadorea; Rhabditida; Strongyloididae. Gene Ontology annotation, biological process: sodium ion transmembrane transport. The record is from RefSeq and is a predicted model, not a curated record. The transcript has a single exon. The coding region runs from base 1 to 2214 and encodes 737 amino acids. Gene Ontology annotation, cellular component: membrane.